AUGAAGAACUCAGAUGUAAACAAGUCAAAAUGCCUGAAACGAGUACUGAAACCAGUGAUUGAGAAGAAAAGAAGAGAUAGGAUAAAUCAGAAUUUGCACGAGUUAAGAGUUUUGUUGCUGAGAUGCACGAAAGACACGCGUUUGCAGAAUCCCAAACUGGAAAAGGCGGAGAUUCUAGACCUUGCCGUUCAGUACCUGAGGAGGGAUACAGAAAAGCAUUGCAAAAGAAACGAACCUGGAAGCCAACAUCCGCCUGAUGAAGAAGUCAACCCUGAAAUAUCUGUGUCAGGACUUCAAGCACCCCAUGCACAGUUCAGCUCAGUCUACACUGCAGGCUUUCACCACUGCCUAACCAACGUCUCCAGCUUCAUGACUAAUACAGGUUCAUCUGAAGUUGACCCCAAGGUCAACAAACUAAAGGUCCGCUUGGACGGUCACUUCACCAAUUCCGGCCACCAGGGGCAUGGAAAAGAGCGACAGCUCCACCCAACCGAUGCACCAACAAGCCGCUGUCCUGACUCACCCCCCGUGUCUGAGCAGAUGACACCUCCGCACUCUCCAUUCCUCUCCCACUCCACCCCUGCAGCCCACCCCUCCAUCUCCUGUGAGCCAUCGUUCUCACACAAGGCAUCCCUACAUUCUCUUGACACCUAUAGACACUCACCCUCCUCUUCCUCUCUGGUCACGACGUAUUGCUCAUUGAGCCGUCUCACACCCUUCCACUCCCCUUCUCCCAUGAGGAGACAUGCUGUUGGUCCAAAUUCAACAAGCUCAACGUGGCGGCCGUGGAACUGA
Messenger RNA from Alosa sapidissima (American shad), 795 nucleotides. RefSeq names its product hairy-related 11 (gene her11). The record is from RefSeq and is a predicted model, not a curated record. The transcript has 4 exons. NCBI's taxonomy places the organism in Eukaryota, Metazoa, Chordata, Actinopteri, Clupeiformes, Clupeidae. Gene Ontology annotation, biological process: regulation of transcription by RNA polymerase II; regulation of neurogenesis; anterior/posterior pattern specification. Gene Ontology annotation, cellular component: nucleus. Gene Ontology annotation, molecular function: protein dimerization activity; RNA polymerase II cis-regulatory region sequence-specific DNA binding; DNA-binding transcription factor activity, RNA polymerase II-specific. The coding region runs from base 1 to 795 and encodes 264 amino acids.